CCCCCACGGGCACCGUGGAAACCAGGCCAGCUCUCUGGCAGUUCCCACAUGCAGCCUAUGGGAUAAUAUCUUGAUAAUAUUGGUCUAUUGCUAAAGAAACUUCCGACAGCGCUCAAUCAAAAGCCGCCACUAGCGAUAAUAAUACGUAGUAGACUACUGUCUAGCCAUCGCUUGACUGCUCCUUAAUUUUUUUGAUCCUUCUGCAACUUCAAUUUGGUCUGUUAUUAUUCUCUUGGGUACACCAUCUCGCUUUUCACCAGCAGACAGCUGGUUCCCUAGAAAGUGGCCACGAUGCUCUUGUUAGUAUAUCAGGCUCUGCUCUCUGGGCUCCUGGUGCUGGCACCAACCGUUCAAGCUCAAAGAUCCAGUAUCCAGACCAAGGAUGUCGGCAAUUGUUCUUGUGGCUACUAUGACGAUGAAGCCAAGAUCCUGUUUACAGAGUCUUCGAUUGUUUACUUCAAUGAGUCCAGUGGAAUCCCGACAGAUUUUGUCGUGGAAGAAUUCGCCCACCGAUAUGACCGAGGCUGGAAUUCAUUGUAUCGUCAAGGCGCUUCCAUCAACAAUGUCCAAAUCGCCAAUGACAGCACAGCGCGAAACCUGACGAGCUUGCAAAUGUCCUGCGACCCUUCUGAUGACGAACACUUGGUCGUUGGGUCCAGCAUCCGGACAGCUCGUCAGGAUAUCUUUUUUGGCUCGUUCCGCAGUUCACUCCGACCGGCGCGUUCAUGGCAAAGAGGCUCUGUGAUAUCGAUGAGCCUGACAUAUAACCAGACCGAGAGUUGGGAGAUAGAUGUCAUGAACACUGACAACAAUACCCAGGCCUGGGUGUCGAUGUUGAUGCAGGGUCAAUUUCCUAAUACAUGGCUCGGCGCGAAUUUUACCAACCUAACUCUAGAGGGCUUCCAGCCUUGGUUUUAUGAGGAAUACCGGGUUGACUGGACGCGAGACUCGCUGAACUACUAUAUCGGGGGGGUUUUACAAAAGAGCUACAACACAUCUGUUAACUCAAGUAUUCCAGCCACACCAGCUCCGUUGCACUUCCAGCAUUGGUCUUUGGGCAACAAAUACAGCUCCCAGGGACCUCCAUUGAGCACCAACCAGGCCAAUAUUGGAUGGACACGUCUAUUUUUCAACUCCUCAGCCAUGACGGAUGACGAACAUGCCGCUUUUAAUGCUAGAUGUUCUAUUCAAGAUGCUUGUUUAAUGAGUGAUAACUCACUGCGUGGAGCUUCUGCAUAUGGACCUGAAAGUGCGGAGCCGUGGACGCAGUCUCAGCCGCCAUAUGAGAUUAAAUGGGUACCUCUCAUAAUCGAUAUCAUCUUUGCUGCUGCUUUCAUUGUCCUCACCAGCAAGACUCUUUGGCGCCGAUUUAGUUGGCACAAACUUCUUGUGCUUCUGGGAGUUAGGAAACGAGAGGAGCCAAAGCCGAAAUCGUUCUCUGCAGACGAACCCUCAGUUAAGAAGGAGAAGGAAAAGUCGCUAUCGCUCGACGGUAGUGAGACUUCUCAUUCUCAAGAUGGAGAUAAUGGUUCGACGCUGCCACGAAAUGCAUCCUACAACACUCUAAAUCUUCCGCCAUACAAGGGAACUCAAACUCCGGCACCGCAAUAUCAAACACCAGCGGCUUCCCGUCGGCCAUCGCUAUCCAAUAUGACCCAAAACUCCUUUAACGGUCCAUUUGGUACUACCAACGUUACUCAAGGCGAAUCAUCUCGAGCAGCAUCACGGGCACCCUCUAUCCAUGGCGUGGGUAGUUCAGAGCCUACCUCACCUCAGUCUACUGCGCAGGUCGCUAUUCCAGAAGCAAACGAUUCAAAUGAGACUCAGCCCAAAGCCGCAGAGACAAAACCCGCUGAAAAAGCUGCAGCAGUUGGAAAGGACGGAAACCCCGCGGCAGGUAGUGCACGCCCACCAAGAAUAGACUACUUAGCAGGCUUCAUUUCUAUUAGUUGUCUUCUGGUCACUGCCAAUCAUUUUGGACUUACCUACUUUGGCGGUGUUAUCAGCCCUGAUACAGAUACACAUUACUACAGCGAAGUUAUUGCACGAAAGAGUUUUGCUACCUACUUCCUGGAUCCGCUUUGGAUUGGGCCUUUCUUGAUGAUUUCCACUCGCUUCUUGACCUCCAACUACAUCAGGACUGGCAAGUUGGACAACAUGGCCCAAAAGGUGGUUGCUCGGCCAUUCCGUUUGCUGACACCGGUCGCCUCUAUUGCUUUCCUUAUAUACUUUCUCAUGGAUUCUGGUGCCGUCAACUGGCUCGAGUAUUUGCCAUCAGUGACCUGGUCCUUCUGGCCAUUUACUACUGUUGCUCCGAAUCCUGGGGUGUAUAUUUCAGAAAUCUUGCAACUCGCCUUUUUGAUUCCUAACGCAGCACCGAUGAUCACGAACAAUUACUGUACCGGAUCACUUUGGACAAUCCCUGUCCAGUUGCAAGGUGCAUGGCAAACUCUUCUAGCUCUGAUCAUGAUUCGCGAGUGCAAAACCCCCUGGAAACGCUUUGUCUUUUAUUUCUUCUGCACGGCCAUGCACUGGUAUGCACAUUCGUGGGGCAGCUAUUACUACGCCGGCGUGUUGCUGGCGGAUUUGGACUUGACCUUCAAGUACAAAAAAUGGAUACAGCCCAAAUGGUAUAUCUACUGGCCAUAUCUCAUCUUUUUCUCAUGUGUUGCCAUUGGUGGCUUCACAAUUGACAUGGUCGCCGUGCACACAGGUGUUCAAUACGCCGCUAUAGAAUACGGAUGGCAUCCGGAUCCUUACACUGGCCUUAGCAUUGGUCAAGCUCAACCUUUAUCCUAUCCAGACUACUUUAUCCCCCGUCUCAAUGCACUGCUUAGCACCGUGGCAAUGCAAAUGGUUGUGGAAAUUUGCCCUACAAUUCAAAAGGCUUUCUCCAUCAAGAUAUUCCAAUGGCUUUUCCCACACAUUUUCAGUGUUUACCUCAUCCACGGUUUCAUCUUUUGGUCAGUUGGCUCAUGGGCAAUGGUCUCUCUAUUCUCUUACGGUCUACCUUACUGGCUUUGCACACUGUUGACGGCAAUUGUGUCUUACGGUACUUUGUUUGCUAGUCUCCCACUGUUGACUCCUCCUAUUGAAGCUUUGGGAAAGAGCUUCACUAUGCGAUUGUGGGAGCACGCUAGUCAAGAGCCUGUUGCCAAAAAGCCAACAACGUACCCCUUUGGUGAAGAGUUUCUUACCAUGCGUGGGCAGCAGAAAUCUCCGUCAUAUUCAUUUGAUACCCCUUCGUCUCCUUCCGGUACUAUGACGCCAAUCAUUGUCAGUGAAAAGGGGAAGGAGGUGUACACGAGUUCUCGAGAGUUGUAGUAAAGUAUAUUUGUCCUGUCUUUUUCUUGUUGCGGGUUUGCUUUUGAUCUGGUGUUCUUGGUUAGACUAUUAAUAUUUUCUUUUGACGAGAGAAGCUGACUAGAAGGAACUGAUAACUGUCGCAUGAAUCACGAAGGUUGAUUUGACAACCACAUUUCACAAUAUCCAAAUCUAGAGUAGAAUGCUUGCGUUUGAAUUUAAUCUCGAUUAUCAUAACCAAUGAGUUUCCUUCAAUGGUAUUCGAGAUGGAUUCAAAGGCUUUUAUAUGAAAGCCUCAAUAAAGUAGACUUUUGCCCUAAUUCAAUUUAGAGCUACCUUGAAGCCUUUAUAAUGAACUGCCGUAAUCUAAGGAUUUGGCCCACUAUUCUUCACAAGUGGCUACUAGGAUAGUAGCUAUGGUGGAUUAGCG
This is a messenger RNA of Talaromyces proteolyticus, 3733 nucleotides long. RefSeq lists its product as uncharacterized. Gene Ontology annotation, biological process: carbohydrate metabolic process. The record is from RefSeq and is a predicted model, not a curated record. The transcript has a single exon. Gene Ontology annotation, molecular function: hydrolase activity, hydrolyzing O-glycosyl compounds. Bases 292 to 3324 code for a protein of 1010 amino acids. Lineage: Eukaryota; Fungi; Ascomycota; Eurotiomycetes; Eurotiales; Trichocomaceae.